This is a messenger RNA of Mya arenaria, 2619 nucleotides long. RefSeq names its product methionyl-tRNA formyltransferase, mitochondrial-like. The record is from RefSeq and is a predicted model, not a curated record. Gene Ontology annotation, cellular component: mitochondrion. The transcript is spliced from 10 exons. Gene Ontology annotation, molecular function: methionyl-tRNA formyltransferase activity. Bases 215 to 1786 code for a protein of 523 amino acids. Gene Ontology annotation, biological process: biosynthetic process; conversion of methionyl-tRNA to N-formyl-methionyl-tRNA. Lineage: Eukaryota; Metazoa; Mollusca; Bivalvia; Myida; Myidae.
GUCAUUUUCAGAGAUCAGCAGACGGUUUGAUGAAAAUUGUACUUUUGCAAGCCAGGAAUAGGAAAAUCUGUCGAACCGUUCUAGGACUUAGUGGUCAAUGACCUUUCAUUGCAAUUGUUUUGCUCUGAUUAUUCGUAUAUGGAGUUAACGUGCUUUGAACGUAAAUUGUAAUGUGAUUUCGCGGGUGAUGUAAAAUCACGUCAACACGCAUCGAAUGAUCAUGUUUGGACAUCUUGGCAUUCGGUUUAUUCCCAAACUACAAGGAACUCGUAAUUUUUGCUCUCAGAGCAAGCUUUCAUUCGGUUCAUUUACUAAUCUGGAUUAUAGUAACUGUACCAUCAUCAAAUUUGUGACCUCUAAUGCUGAGUGUCAUGAGCGCAUGUUCAAAGUUAUGUGUAUGGAAGAAUUGCAGAAACGGGACUGGUUGUUCUUUCAGAAGAGAAAUGAAGGAGGCUUGAAUUCAAAUGUUUCAAAGCAUAAAGCUGAGUUGCUAAAUAAUAGCGGACAAUUUAGCAAAGAUGGUCAGAAAUUGAAAAACAUUGGUCACAAAUGUAUCACUCCUGAACAGAACAAUUCCAACAUGCCAUUAAGUACAAUUAGACCAUUGAAUUAUUGUAGAAUGGCAUCUAGCCGUAAUACAUUUUCUCAAUUUGGGAGAGUGCUACAUGGUCAAAUAGAUUUUAUUUCAAAGCCUCAGACUUUAUCAAAGAUGAUUCAUACUUUUGUCAUCAGCCAGUUGGCAACAUUUGAAGACAUGCAUAGGGGAACUGUCUUCACAAAAAAGGAGCCACCAUGGCGCAUCAAGUUCUUUGGAACAGACACCAUUUCACUCGAAACAUUAGCUAAACUUCAUAAUAACAUGACCACAACUGGAUCUGUUGUUGAAUCAUUAGAUGUUGUCACGGUUCCAGGACCAGUAGAAGAAUUUGCCGCGGACCAUGGGUUACCUGUUGAGGAAUGGCCGAUACCGAUUGAGAAUCAAAAGUAUGAUGUGGGUGUCCUGGUUUCAUUUGGCCAUCUAAUUCCAGAAAAUAUCAUAAAUAUGUUUCCAUAUGGUAUACUAAACAUGCAUCCUAGUCUUCUUCCACGAUGGAGAGGAGCUUCACCGAUUGUACACACAAUUCUCAACAAUGACGAGGUUUCAGGCAUAUCAAUCAUGGAAAUAAGACCUAAACAUUUUGACAUCGGUCCCCUACUUAUGCAGCAGCAAGUUUUGGUCCCGCAUCGAUCAACGUCACCAGAACUUUCUGAUUUGCUGAGUCAUUUUGGUGCAUCUGUGAUGUUGAGGUGUCUGAAGAACCUUCCUGUAAUGGAGAGAUUUGAACAUGAGCAGGAGAAAUAUGGUGUCACAUAUGCUCAUAAAAUCAAGCUCAAUAAUUCACACAUAGACUGGCAUAACCAGACAGCUAUAGAGGUGGACUGCCAGUAUAGAGCCAUUGGGGAUCAGUUUCCACUGAAAACAGAACUAGAUGGUCAACCAAUGAAACUGCAGAAUGUUGUUGAUCCAUACCUUUUGAAAGACGUAGGGGGUAAGGGCUAUUUGGGAAAGCUACCUACGUCAGAACCGGGCACUGUUGGCUACAGUAAGCAACAUGGCUGUAUCGUUGUCAAGUGUAAGGUAGGACUUGUUGGAUUUGAAACUGUGAUAGUGAAAAAGAAACUGACAGCUCAGUCUUUCUACAAUGGCUACCUGAACAAGAGAGACCACGUACAGUUCUCCAGCCUCCCGAAUAAUUUGAACAGAUACACAUCCUUAGAAAAGAUCCCUAUGCAAAAUCAGAUGUAAUUUAGGUUUAUUUAGGGACUUUGUACAGUUUACCAGCCUCCCGAAUAAUUUGAAAAGAUAUACAUCUUAAGAAAAGGUUCCUAUGCAGAAUCAGAUGUGAUUCAGUUUUAUUUAGGGACUUUGUACAGUUUGUAAGCCUCACCAAUGACCUUGAACAGACACAUGUCUUUAAAAAAUGGUUUCUAUGCAGAAUCAGAUGUGAUUCAGUUUUAGUUAGGGACUUUGUACAGUUUGUAAGCCUCACCAAUGACCUUGAACAGACACAUGUCUUUAAAAAAUGGUUUCUAUGCAGAAUCAGAUGUGAUUUAGGGACUUGGGACUUUGUUCAGUUUACCAGCCUCAAGAAUGACUUGAACAGAUACACAUCGUCUUUACAAACAGUUCCUUUACAGAAUCAGAUGUGAUUUAAGUUUAUUACAAGCCUUAUGAACAGACAGGAUUCCAAUGAAAUAGACGUGUGAUCUUGUGUGUAACAGUGUUUAAGGUGACCAGAAUCACACUUCUUUGUUUGUCCUUUAAAGAAUCGGUUGUGGCAAGUUUAUAAGCUACUUAUGAACUAAAUGGUAAAAGUUCCUUUGAAAAAUCUGAUGUGAUGAUGUGUGAAACAACCUUUUAGUUGACUUGCAUAGUAAUGCUUGUGAUCUCAAGAAAUUGGACCAAAAACGGUGUUAUAUUGAAUGAUUUUUGGUGCCAAAAUGACUUAAUUAUACAAAGAGAGACAAUGUAAAGGCUACUAGCCUUUUGAACAUUUUGAAACAGGUGCAUCAUAAUAUGUCUUUGGAGAAACUUUGUUUUGAAGAAUCGGAUGUGAUUAUAAAUUAUUUAACUCUUGA